Molecule: messenger RNA, 1098 nt
Organism: Linum trigynum
Lineage: Eukaryota; Viridiplantae; Streptophyta; Magnoliopsida; Malpighiales; Linaceae
Source: the annotation of a GenBank genome assembly
CACCGACACCAACAAUAAUCAAUUAGUUGAGAUCAACGACAACAACAACAGCAAGAAGCAGCAAUUAGCUCCUAAUAGAAGUUCCAACAAAGAUAGGCACAAGAAAGUGGACGGAAGAGCGAGAAGGAUUCGGAUGCCAGCCCUAUGCGCUCCUUGAAUCUUCUAGUUGACUCGAUAAUUGGGUCGUAAAUCCGACGGAGAGAUGAUUCAGUGGCUUCUUUAGCAAUCGGAGUCGUCGAUCAUGGCGACUACAUGGACGGGGACGAUUCUGGCCUCUGCUUUUGCGACUGCAGGGUCCUCUGUUUCUGCUGCAACAGAACAGGGGAGCCCUGUUUUCGCCGGAAGCAAAUGGGCGGCGAUGGUGAACGGGAAUUUGGUGGGGAGAUCGGGUUUGGGAAACGAGUUUUGGCCAUCUGGGACAGGGUUUGUCGGUAAUUUUUGUGGUAGUGGUGGUAAUAGCAGUAGUCAGGCGUCACGAACAAUAGUAGAGGGGGGUUGUUAUGGUGGCGGUGGAAAGAUUGGCGGGUUUCAUCACGACGGUGGUGGGAUGGAAUUUCUUAAUGUAGGGUUGAUGAGUUUUUACUUGAUGUUUAGUGGGUCGUGUUUGAAUCCCGGUUUGGAGCUCGGGCUUUCACUGGACAACUUGUUGAAUUCUUCUUCUCAUGGGUUCAGCCAGUUCUAUCAGCAGAUGGCUCUUGCCCGAGCUGUCGUUGCUGUGGCGGACUCCAUGAAUCAGAAUCAUAAUCAGCAACAGGAGGAGGAAGGGUCUUUGGAGAAGGAUGAAUCGUCUCACGGAUCAAGGAUUUAAAAAAGUGAUCCGAUUAGGUGAAAUUAAAGUUGGCAUCUUCUCUGCGUAGUAAUUGAUCUUGAUAUGUUCUUCUUGUUUCAUUGUACAUUUACAAGUGAUGAAGUGGAGAGAAAGGGAGCUUGGUGAGAAUGGUUUUGUGAGGAUUGCAAACUCGAGUUUUGUUUGGUUGAAAAAGAGUUUCUUUGAUUUGCGAGAAUGUCUGUAUCAUAAGAGGAUUUUGGAAUGCCUAGGGGAAACCUUCUUCAAUUUCCAGUGAGUUUAGUUCGAGGUUAUAAAAGUUGUGAUUGGAU